Messenger RNA from Perca fluviatilis (European perch), 1624 nucleotides. RefSeq lists its product as uncharacterized. NCBI's taxonomy places the organism in Eukaryota, Metazoa, Chordata, Actinopteri, Perciformes, Percidae. Gene Ontology annotation, biological process: regulation of DNA-templated transcription. The coding region runs from base 314 to 1207 and encodes 297 amino acids. Gene Ontology annotation, molecular function: DNA-binding transcription factor activity; sequence-specific DNA binding. The transcript is spliced from 4 exons. The record is from RefSeq and is a predicted model, not a curated record.
GUAAAUUACUUUCGUCAUUAUAUGGGACAAAGGACAAUAGGUUUGACUUUAAAAGGAGUGAUGACGAGGGAAUGGGAUUUAGAUUGCUCAUUGGAAUGUCAGUGUCACUCAGCUGUGUAUUGUGUAGUAUCAGACCAGGCUUUGAAAGGAUGAAAUGCAACAUCUUUAUGUCGUCUCUGGAGAAAUAAGGUUGAACAACGUGACUUCUAUCCAGAGCUGACCUCUUCAGGUCCACAUCUGCUCUCCGUGAGGUUGUGAUCACACUACUCUGUGUGUGUGAAGACCUGACUCCUCUGAUUCUUCAACAAACAAGAUGCAGAACAGGAGUGAGAAGUUUGGAGCUCAGCUGCCUCCCUUUGUUCCAGCCAGCAGCUCUCAGCGAGGUGUGUUCAGUAAGAGCACCACCUACCUGGCUAAGAUCGCUGUCGUCCUCCAAAAUGCUCCAGGCAAGAUGCUCACUUUUAUUCAGUUGAUGGACAAGCUGGCACCACUAAUUUGUGAAGACAGAAGAUAUGUGGAGAACAACAUCAGAGUCUGUUUAUCAAACAACAAAUGUUUUGUCAAGAUUCCAGUGGUCCCAGAUUCUCCGCACAGUAAGAGAAACUACUGGAAACUGGAUCCCAGUCAGAUCACAGCAAAGAUGGUGCGUCGUCACUUCAAAGGAAUCCUGCAGCUCUUCCCUGAGUUGGCCUCCAAAGUGGAAACUGAGAACGUGAGCACACCAUCCGAGCACUGCUCAGCUCUCCACUCUGCUGAACCUGCAGCCUGCACAGCUGUUCAGAUCAGCUGUGAGGUGAAGUUCAGCAGUCCUUUCUCCAUUGAAUCCCUCCUGAAGAGAGACAGUCCCUCUGCUCGGGCCCCCAGAGCGUCUCCUCUGUCCAGUGUGCGGGUCAGAGUGGAGCAGCAGCCUCGGUCCACACACAGACGAGUUGGGACAAAGAGGAGCUUCAGCUGGGACUCUGAGGAGCCUCUCCUCCUUCAAGCUUCAGCUGGAAGUUCCCCCAUCUGCCCAACAGGGGGCGGCACACACCAUAGACUCACUGCUAAUGCAGCUGCUCAGCCCAUCAGGAUGGAUGUGUGCUCUGAUCCCUCAUUCCCUGUCUACACAAGAGCCAGUGCUGCUCCUUAUUUCACCAGCCCACACAGCAGUUACACCACUUACCCUGUACCCGCAUUUACCCAUGAUGCUUUCCGUUUUCGUUUGUGAAGGUAUUUUUCCUACUUUCGAAUUGCACUUUUAUAUGUUAUACGUUUUUGAGUGGACCGUACACUUCAGAGAGAUUUUUCUUUAAAAUCAGACGCAUUCAAAGGACACAUGGCCCAUUAGUAGGUCCCAUGUGUUUCUCAUUGUGUCAUAUAUCUAUAUUUCUUUUAUUUGUGGCUGUGUUUUGUUGGUUAAAAAAAACUCACGGUUGAAAUCUCCUGAAGCUCUACUUGAUGUUAUGUAAUACUGUUUCCAGGGACAUUUUAUACUUUUUAUUUUUUUUAAACAUUGUUUAUUUUGUGUUUUGAGGUCAGCAUGUGACCACAAGAGGACAACAUAGUAUUUCAAAGUUUAGCUUGAAAUAAUGUCAACACACUCCCUCGUAUCAAACACAGAACGAUUAAAGGUGUUUCUUCUGCA